AAACACAUGAUGAUAUAUAAUUAUGGUGCAUUUCGACAAGCACAAUGCUUCACCGUUAACUUUGAGGAAGGAGAAAGAGACAAAAUAAUGGUAUUCCAUACCCACAAUCACAAAGCUUAAAGAAUAUGCUACUCCAGUGACCACCCUUAAGAGGUUGUCUCAACCAAUUAUUUCAGUGAUGCAGUCCGUAGAGUUGUGUGAUUUUUUUGUGAAAUAUGUCAAGCAUUAAUCGGUCAUGACCCCCGACAUAAACUAAUCCUUUCUUUGAUCACCAGAACAUUCCAACUUCUUGCUUAUUUUUUUAGUAAGAGUCUCUUUGUAGUUUGUGGUCUCUAGGCUAAACUGCUUCUCUUGAUCGCUGUCCACUAUUCCAAGGCACCACCACCCCCAUGAAGGAAACAUUGCGAUACCUUGCAGGCAUUGCAGGCCCGAGUGGUUAUGGCUCAAAUUCAACUGCCGAGCAAGUUAUUCAAGAUUAUGCUUGCUCGGGCCCUCCCCAUUUAACUGCCAUCAUCACUGGGGCUACGUCAGGUAUUGGAGUUGAAACUGCAAGAGCACUAGCUAAGAAAGGUUUGAGAAUAGUGAUUCCUGCAAGAGACCUGAAAAAAGCUGAUGAACUGAAGGAAGUGAUACGAGAAGAGAGUCCAAAGGCAGAGAUAGUUAUAUUUGAGACUGAUAUAAGCUCAUUUGUUUCUGUAAGGAGAUUUUGUUCUGGUUUUCUCGCUCUGGGACUACCCCUUAACAUCCUCAUAAAUAAUGCUGGCAUAUACUCUCAGAAAUUGGAGUUCUCCGAAGACAAAAUUGAGAUGACAUUCGCUACAAAUUACUUGGGACAUUUUUUGUUGACAGAGUUGCUAUUAGAGAAAAUGAUAGAAACAGCAGAGCAGACAGGCAUCCAAGGAAGAAUAAUAAAUCUUUCCUCUGCAAUUCACAGCUGGGUGAGGAGAGAUGCUUUUUGUUUCAGCAAAAUGCUUUACCCAGGGAAUUAUGAUGGUACAAGUGCAUAUUCUCAAUCAAAAUUGGCUAAUAUAUUGCAUGUCAAGGAAAUUGCCACAAAGCUCAAGGCAAGGAAUGCAAGAGUGACAAUGAAUGCAGUACACCCAGGCAUUGUAAAGACUGGAAUAAUGAGAGAUAGUUAUAAGGGCUUUAUCACAGCAGAUUCCCUUUACUUGAUUGCGUCCAAGUUACUAAAAUCUACAUCUCAGGGUGCAUCAACCACAUGUUAUGUUGCUUUGAGUCCACAAACAGAAGGUGUGAGUGGAAAAUAUUUUGCAGACUGUAAUGAAAUUAACUGCUCAGCUCUAGCAAAUGACGGAUUAGAGGCACGGAAACUUUGGAUGCAGACCCAUGCACUGCUGCAAAGAUAUCUGUAUCCGCCACCAACACAGCAUGUUCUUCUAUGUGACUGAGAAUACAUAUUUAGGAGUCAUGUGUAUUUACAAGUUAGAAGCUCUAUUAAUGUACGUAUAACUUAAUAAAGGGAUUCAUAAGAGCAGGGGCCAAUAAAAAAGUGAUGGAUAAUUUAAAUUUGCAUUUAGAAUAAAGGGAUGGUAAUGCUACAUUCUUGUAAAAUAGGGUCAGGGUGAAUAUAAGAUUGAGUUCAGUUUCUGAAAUUAAUAAAAGGGAUUAUUUCAUUUCCACAA
Populus trichocarpa (black cottonwood) is the source of this 1643-nucleotide messenger RNA. Its product is annotated as short-chain dehydrogenase TIC 32 B, chloroplastic. The record is from RefSeq and is a predicted model, not a curated record. Lineage: Eukaryota; Viridiplantae; Streptophyta; Magnoliopsida; Malpighiales; Salicaceae. Bases 390 to 1409 code for a protein of 339 amino acids. The transcript is spliced from 8 exons.